Molecule: messenger RNA, 6381 nt
Organism: Doryrhamphus excisus (bluestripe pipefish)
Lineage: Eukaryota; Metazoa; Chordata; Actinopteri; Syngnathiformes; Syngnathidae
Product: dedicator of cytokinesis protein 9-like
Biological process (GO): small GTPase-mediated signal transduction; positive regulation of GTPase activity
Molecular function (GO): guanyl-nucleotide exchange factor activity
Source: RefSeq, a predicted model, not a curated record
AGAAGACGUUCAGUGUAGCGCUCUCAGUCCUCCCGAACAGUUCAAUUCCAUUCUCUCACCAUGACAGCCAACCCGGGGCUUUAAGGGUGGCGGCCCGUCCCGGGUCCACAAAGACGAGCAAUGAGCAGGGCGGGAAAAGCCCCCAAACGGGAGAUGGUCAUCGAGUCGCCUCAGCAGUACAAGUGUUUGGCUGAGAUCGAGGCCGAAGUGGAGGCGGGGUCACAGGUGGCUUUGGUGAAGCCCAAGGUCAUCCAGCCUCUGGACUAUGAAAGUGUGAUCAUUCAAAGAAAAACGCAGAUCAUGACCGAUGCACUACGGGAUAUGCUGCAAUUCCCGCUGGAUGACUUUCAGAUCUGCACUCUUAAGCGCCAGGGUCGGACUCUGUUCUCGACCGUGCCAGAAAAUGCGGAACAUGAAGCUGGAUCGCUGUUUGUCCAAGAGUGUAUCAAAACCUACAAGUCAGACUGGCAUGUGGUCAAUUACAAGUACGAGGAGUAUUCCGGAGACUUUCGGCAGCUCCCUAACAAAAUAUUACGACCAGAGAAACUGGUGGCCCACUUGUUUGAGGUGGAUGAAGUUGCGGAAAAAGACGGGGACACAGCCUCGCUUGGCGCUCACAAGGGAGGCGUGUCUAAACACGGCUGGCUGUACAAAGGCAACAUGAACAGUGCAAUCAGCGUUACUAUGCGGUCAUUCAAAAGGAGGUACUUCCAUCUGGCUCAGCUGGGAGAUGGCUCCUACAACCUCAAUUUCUACAAGGAUGAAAAUACCUCCAAGGAGCCCAAAGGAACCAUCUUCCUCGACUCGUGUAUCGGCGUCGUUCAGAACAGUAAAUUACGAAGGUUUGCUUUUGAGUUGAAGAUGCAAGACAAGAGCACAUUCCUUCUGGCCGCAGACAGCGAAAUGGAGAUGGAGGACUGGAUCAGUACCCUGAACAAAAUUCUUCAUAGCACCUCUGAACAGGCCACGCAUGAGAAACGUUACGAGGACUUCCAAGAUGAGGAGGAUCAAGAAAAAGCAGACAUCUGCUCUGGAAGUUUUCAAGACAGCUUUCAGACGGCCAGAGAUAUUGAGUUCAAAAUGAGGAGCGAAGCCCGGCUGAAACUGUUUACUUUGGACCCUGAAACACAGAAAGUGGACCUCACGAACACCGAACCAGAUGUACGGCAAUUUGAGGAGAAAUUCGGGAAGAGGAUCUUAGUCAACUGCCAUGACUUGUCAUUCAACCUGCAGGGCUGCGUCGCGGAUAAUCAGGAGGGACCGACAACGAAUGUGGAACCGUUCUAUGUGGUUCUGUCCCUUUUCGACAUUCAGAACAGCAGAAAAAUCUCUGCUGAUUUUCAUGUGGAUCUCAACCACCCUUUGGUGCGACAAAUGUCGCCCAGUUCUGCUUGUGACCAUGACUUGCACAUUAAUAGCGAGGGUAUCUUAGCUAGGCUAAGGCUAGCCAAUGGGUUCCCAGAGAUGGCUCUCCGAUACCCGAAACAAGGAGUGUUUUCAGUCACGUGUCCCCAUCCAGAGAUCUUCUUGGUGGCAAGGAUUGAGAAGGUUCUCCAAGGGGGGAUCACACACUGUAGUGAACCCUACAUGAAGAGUUCCGACUCAACAAAGAUGGCUCAAAAAGUGCUGAAGAAUGCAAAGAUGGCCUGCAGUAGACUGGGCCAGUACCGGAUGCCGUUUGCCUGGUCUGCAAGGCCCGUGUUUAUUGACGCAUCAGGAACUUUGGACAAAAGUGCUCGUUUCUCUGCUCUUUACCGACAAGACAGCAGCAAACUGUCAGAUGAGGACAUGUUUAAACUGCUGGCUGACUUUAGAAAACCAGAGAAAAUGACCAAACUUCCAGUGGUGCUCGGGAACUUGGAUGUAACUAUUGACUGUGUGGCUCAAGAUACGACCAAUUGCGUCACUUCCUCCUACAUCCCGGUGAGGAACUUUGAAGGAAACGGGCCUGGUAGCGCCCUCCUGGAAGUGGAAGAGUUUGUACCCUCCAUCGCCAAAUGCUCCCAACCCUUUACCACCUAUAAAAAUCUUCUUUAUGUCUACCCGAAGCACCUCAAAUACGAUGGGCAGAAAUCUUUCCCUAAGGCAAGGAAUAUUGCAGUUUGCAUUGAAUUCAGGGAUUCUGACGAAGAGGAAGCCCAGCCGCUAAGGUGCAUCUACGGUCGUCCCGGAGGUUCCCUAUUCACCCGGCAGGCAUAUGCGGCUGUCUUGCACCACCAACAGAACCCUGAGUUCUACGAUGAGAUAAAGAUGGAGCUGCCAACUCAUCUGCACCAAAGGCACCAUCUUCUGUUCACCUUCUAUCACAUUAGCUGUGACAGCAACGGCAAGAAGAAAGAUCUGGUGGAGACUCCAGUGGGUUCAGCCUGGUUGCCUCUACUCAGAGAUGGCAGAGUCGUCAUGAAUGAACAGCAUCUAACCGUGGCUGCUCAUUUGCCCGCCGGCUACCUCAACUGUCAGGAUGCCGUCAUCAAGCAUUCCGGCUCUGAGAUCAAGUGGGUCGACGGAGGAAAACCUCUGUUCAAAGUCUCAACACAUCUUGUUUCCACAGUCUACACUCAGGACCAGCACUUGCACAACUUCUUCCACCACUGUCAAAGCAUGGAGAUGUCAGAACAAGCAUCAGAGGGUGGUCUGGUGAAAUUCCUUAAGAGUCUCCAUGCCGUGGAGGGCCACAUCAUGGUGAACUUCCUGCCCACCAUCCUCAACCAGCUGUUCUGCAUCCUCACCGGCGCCUCGCAUGAAGAUGUGGCCGUCAAUGUGACAAGGGUGAUGGUUCAUGUGGUGGCGCAGUGCCAUGAAGAGGGACUUGGACAUUACCUGAGGUCUUAUGUCAAGUUUGUUUUUAAACCAGAGUCGGACUCUUCUACCAAUGUCAAAACUGUUCACGAGGAGUUGGCCAAAGCCAUGACGGCCAUUCUGAAGCCUUCAACCGAUUUCCUAACCAGCAAUAAGCUCCUGAAGCACUCUUGGUACUUCUUCGAAGCCCUUGUCAAAGCCAUGGCUCAUUACCUCAUCCAAAGUGGUAAAGUCAAGUUCGCAAGAAAUCAACGUUUUCCCGGCUCCUUCUACCAUGCUGUUGAGACCUUGGUCAAUAUGCUGAUGCCUCACAUCACCCAGAAGUACAAGGACAACCUGGACGUGGCACGCAAUGCCAACUACAGCCUGGCGGUUUUUAUUAAGCGCUGCUUCACCUUCAUGGACCGAGGAUUUGUCUUCAAGCAGAUCAAUAACUACAUGAAUUUCUUCCUACCCGGAGACCCAAAGACGUUGUAUGAGUUUAAGUUUGAGUUCCUGAGAAUCGUGUGCAGCCACGAGCAUUACGUCCCUCUCAACCUUCCCAUGCCCUUUGGAAAAGGCCGAGUGCAAAGGUUCCAAGAUCUUCAACUGGACUACUCGCUGACCGAUGACUUCUGUCAAAACCACUUCCUGGUGGGUCUGUUGCUGAGGGAGCUGGGCGGCGCCUUGCAGGAGGGCCCAGAGGUUUGUCAGAACGCUGUCCAGGUGCUGAAGGGGCUGAUGGUGAAACACGCCUUUGACGACCGCUACGCCGCCAAAAGCCACCUGGCCAGACUUGCCACCCUCUACCUGCCCUUGUUUGGCCUCCUACAGGACAACGUCCGCCGACUGGAAAGCAAAGCAUUUGGGCCUCCGAACCACCACAAGAACCCGAUGGACGACUCUGUCAUGGUGACUCCCCAGAAGCAAGGCACUUACAUGGACUGCGGUCUUCACAAAGAAGUCUUCGGUGUUAUCUCCGGAACCAGGGAGUCCAAUGUCUCCUUGAUGUCGUCCCCUUAUAGCUCCACCCCCAAUGUUGGCUCGGGUCACCAUGCAGGCUCCAGAGGCUCUUUGGUCUCCACUGACUCCGGAAACAGCCUUCCGGAGAAGACCAGAGACCGGACAAACUCUUUGGAGAAGUGCGUCUCAGCUCCGGGCGGCGCUCUGCUGCGUUGUGACAAACUGGAACAAGAUGAUGUCAAAAACCUGCUCAUGUGCUUCCUGCAUAUCCUCAAGAGCAUGUCAGAAGAAGCCCUUUUUGCAUACUGGAACAAAGCAGCAGCAUCUGAGCUCAUGGACUUUUUUACAUUAUUGGAAGUCUGCCUGCAUCAAUUUCGUUACAUGGGGAAGCGAGUCAUCACCAGGAGUCACGAAGGGGCGGGACCUCUGAGUCCAGACAGGAAAUCCUUGCUUGUGUCUCGUAACAGGGCGGGGAUCCUGCACUCCCGCUUACAGCAGUUUGGGACUUUGGAGAAUGCUCAUGUGCUCAACAACGUGUACUCUCACACAGAAGCAGAUGUCGGCAACCAAUGCUUGCUGGAGGCCAACGUGUCUACGGAAGUGUGUCUGACUGUGCUGGAUACCCUCAUCAUUUUCAUUAUGGGAUUCAAGAGCCAGUUGAACUCGGAUCUUGGUCACAACCCCUUGAUGAAGAAAGUAUUUCAGGUGCAUCUGUGCUUCCUGCAGAUCCCUCACUCGGAGGCUGCCCUCAAGCAGGUCUUCACCUCACUCAGGAAUUUUAUCUACAAGUUCCCCUGCACGUUCUUUGACGGCCGGGCUGACAUGUGCGCCUCCUUCUGCUAUGAAAUCCUGAAGUGCUGCAACUCCAAGCUGAGCUCCCUCCGUAGCGACGCCGCCCAUCUUCUCUACUUCCUAAUGAAAAGUAACUUUGACUACACCGGACGCAAAUCGUUUGUCAGAACCCACCUUCAGGUUGUAAUUGCCGUCAGCCAGCUGAUAGCCGAUGUGAUUGGCAUCUGCGGCACACGUUUCCAACAGUCUCUAUCAAUCAUUAACAACUGCGCAAACAGCGACAAAAGCAUCAAGCACACAGCUUUCCCGUCAGACGUGAAGGACCUGACCAAGCGCAUCCGAACUGUGCUGAUGGCCACCGAGCAGAUGAAGGAGCACGAGAACGAUCCCGAGAUGUUAGUGGACCUCCAGUACAGCUUGGCUAAGUCAUACACAAGCACACCGGAGCUCCGUAAAACCUGGCUAGACAGUAUGGCCCGGAUCCACCACAAGAAUGGCGACCUUUCAGAGGCAGCCAUGUGCUACGUGCAUGUUGCUGCUCUGGUAGCCGAGUACUUGUCAAGGAAAGGAAUGUUCAGGCAUGGCUGCUCGGCAUUCCGUGUCAUCACUCCAAACAUUGACGAAGAGGCAGCCAUGAUGGAGGACGUCGGGAUGCAGGAUGUUCACUUCAACGAAGAGGUGCUGCUGGAGCUGUUGGAGGAGUGUGCCGAUGGCCUUUGGAAAGCAGAGCGAUACGAGCUCAUUGCUGAUGUCUACAGGCUCAUCAUUCCCAUUUAUGAACAACGCAGAGAUUUUGAGAAACUGACACACCUGUACGAUACCCUCCAUCGUGCCUACACCAAAGUCUUGGAGGUGAUGCAUUCUGGAAAACGUCUGCUGGGUACAUACUUCCGAGUGGCUUUUUUCGGACAGGGCUUCUUCGAGGAUGAAGAUAGCAAAGAAUACAUCUACAAGGAGCCAAAGUUCACACCUCUCUCUGAGGUUUCCCAGAGGCUCUUGAAACUCUAUUCUGACAAGUUUGGUCAAGAAAAUGUCAAGAUCAUCCAGGACUCGGGAAGGGUGAACCCAAAGGACCUGGACUCCAAGUACGCCUACAUCCAGGUCACGCAUGUGGUACCGUACCUCGAUGACAAGGAGUUAGAGGAGAGGAAAACCGACUUUGAGAAAAGUCACAACAUUCGUCGUUUUGUGUUUGAGACGCCCUUCACAGUGUCAGGCAAGAAGCAGGGCGGCGUGGAGGAGCAGUGUAAGCGUCGGACCGUUCUCACCACUACACACUGCUUUCCUUAUGUGAAGAAGCGCAUUGCGGUCAUGUACCAGCAUCAGAGUGACCUGAGCCCCAUCGAGGUGGCCAUCGACGAGAUGAGCGCCAAAGUAGCUGAGCUGCGACUGCUGUGCUCGGCCACCGAUGUGGACAUGAUCCGCCUGCAGCUCAAACUGCAGGGCAGUGUCUGCGUUCAGGUCAACGCCGGUCCGCUUGCCUAUGCCAGAGCAUUCUUAGACGACGCUUGUGCCAAGAAAUAUCCAGACAACAAAGUCAAACAGCUCAAAGAGGUCUUCAGGCACUUUGUGGAGGCCUGUGGCCUGGCGCUAGGUGUCAACGAAGGUCUGAUCAAAGAGGAUCAACAGGAGUAUCAUGAUGAGAUGAAGGCCAACUACAGAGAACUGACCCGGGAACUGUCAGACAUCAUGCAUGAGCAGGUCAAUCCAGUGAAUGACGGCACCAGGAGUUCUGACGUAGACAUUUUCACAAACAAACUCCACCCAUCCUCAUUUUUCCAAAUGACCUACUCUACUCUCAAGUCCCAACAUGAGUGAAUGGUGGAGGACGCCAUCAUCCACUGCUGC